CCUGCUGGCCAUUUCUUCUCAGCCACGCCGGAGUCGUGCGUUCAGUCUGUGUCGACGCCAGGACCCACGAGGAGACGAUGAUGUUGGGCACCGAAGGCGGAGAGGGAUUCGUGGUGAAGGUCCGGGGCUUGCCCUGGUCUUGCUCGGCAGACGAGGUGCAGCGUUUUUUUUCUGACUGCAAAAUUCAAAAUGGGGCUCAAGGUAUUCGUUUCAUCUACACCAGAGAAGGCAGACCGAGUGGCGAGGCUUUUGUUGAACUUGAAUCAGAAGAUGAAGUCAAAUUGGCCCUGAAAAAAGACAGAGAAACUAUGGGACACAGAUAUGUUGAAGUAUUCAAGUCAAACAACGUUGAAAUGGAUUGGGUGUUGAAGCAUACUGGUCCAAAUAGUCCUGACACGGCCAAUGAUGGCUUUGUACGGCUUAGAGGACUCCCCUUUGGAUGUAGCAAGGAAGAAAUUGUUCAGUUCUUCUCAGGGUUGGAAAUCGUGCCAAAUGGGAUAACAUUGCCGGUGGACUUCCAGGGGAGGAGUACGGGGGAGGCCUUCGUGCAGUUUGCUUCACAGGAAAUAGCUGAAAAGGCUCUAAAGAAACACAAGGAAAGAAUAGGGCACAGGUAUAUCGAAAUCUUUAAGAGCAGUCGCGCUGAAGUUAGAACUCACUAUGAUCCACCACGAAAGCUUAUGGCCAUGCAGCGGCCAGGUCCCUAUGACAGGCCUGGAGCUGGCAGAGGGUACAACAGCAUUGGCAGGGGGGCUGGCUUUGAACGGAUGAGGCGUGGUGCUUACGGUGGAGGUUAUGGAGGCUAUGAUGAUUAUAACGGCUAUAAUGAUGGCUAUGGAUUUGGGUCGGAUAGAUUUGGAAGAGACCUCAAUUACUGUUUUUCAGGAAUGUCUGACCACAGAUACGGGGAUGGUGGCUCUACUUUCCAGAGCACAACAGGACAUUGUGUACACAUGCGGGGAUUGCCUUACAGAGCUACUGAGAAUGACAUUUAUAACUUUUUUUCACCGCUCAAUCCUGUGAGAGUACAUAUUGAAAUUGGUCCUGAUGGCAGAGUAACUGGUGAAGCGGAUGUCGAGUUUGCAACUCACGAAGAUGCUGUGGCAGCUAUGUCAAAAGACAAAGCAAAUAUGCAACACAGAUAUGUAGAACUCUUCUUGAAUUCUACAGCAGGAGCAAGCGGUGGUGCUUACGAACACAGAUAUGUAGAACUCUUCUUGAAUUCUACAGCAGGAGCAAGCGGUGGUGCUUAUGCAAACCAGUCCAGUUAUGGCGGCCCAGCCAGUCAGCAGCUGAGUGGUGGUUAUGGAGGCGGCUAUGGUGGCCAGAGCAGCAUGAGUGGAUAUGACCAAGUUUUACAGGAAAACUCCAGUGAUUUUCAAUCAAACAUUGCAUAGGCAGCCAAGGCGCAGUGAACAGCAGCUACUACAGUAGUGGAAGCCGAGCAUCUCUGGGCGUGAACGGAAUGGGAGGGAUGUCUAGCA
Molecule: messenger RNA, 1484 nt
Organism: Neomonachus schauinslandi (Hawaiian monk seal)
Lineage: Eukaryota; Metazoa; Chordata; Mammalia; Carnivora; Phocidae
Gene: HNRNPH1
Product: heterogeneous nuclear ribonucleoprotein H1
Biological process (GO): regulation of RNA splicing
Cellular component (GO): nucleoplasm; ribonucleoprotein complex
Molecular function (GO): RNA binding
Source: RefSeq, a predicted model, not a curated record